Molecule: messenger RNA, 1140 nt
Organism: Rhinocladiella mackenziei CBS 650.93
Lineage: Eukaryota; Fungi; Ascomycota; Eurotiomycetes; Chaetothyriales; Herpotrichiellaceae
Exons: 1
Coding region: 1-1140 (379 amino acids)
Biological process (GO): tRNA methylation; cytoplasmic translation
Cellular component (GO): cytoplasm
Molecular function (GO): tRNA methyltransferase activity
Source: RefSeq, a predicted model, not a curated record
AUGGGCAAGUCCUCGAAAGACAAGAGAGAUGUCUACUAUCGACUGGCCAAAGAACAAAACUGGCGAGCUCGAUCUGCUUUCAAACUAAUCCAAAUCGACGAACAAUUUGAUCUCUUCUCCUACGCAGACCCAUCAAAAUGCACCAGGGUCGUCGAUUUAUGUGCUGCUCCGGGCAGCUGGAGUCAAGUGCUAUCACGGAUUCUGAUCAAGGGUGAGAGUUUCGGUCGAAGGGCCUGGAUUGAGAAAAUGGAGAAAUUCCAGAGGCCGAAUCCAUCCCCAAGAGAUCCACUGGAAAGUGGCCUGGUGGGAGGUAUGACCUCGCUUGACCUAGGGACAUCUACUCCAGAAUUCAAGCCUCGCGCCAAUGUCAAGAUUGUCGCUAUUGAUCUUCAACCCAUGGCUCCUCUCGAGGGUAUUACACAACUCAAAGCCGACAUUACCCAUCCUUCAACAGUUCCUCUUCUCUUGAAAGCCAUCGACCCAGAAUUCGACCAGCACAACGAGACCCAUCGAGUUGACUUGGUCAUCAGUGACGGAGCUCCAGAUGUAACGGGGCUACAUGACCUCGACAUCUAUGUUCAAUCUCAACUUCUCUCCUCUGCACUUACCCUGGCUAUGAAAGUUCUCAGACCUGGGGGCAAGUUUGUCGCCAAGAUCUUCCGCGGUAGGAAUGUGGACCUCAUAUUCGCACAGCUCAGACUCGUUUUUGACAGAGUCCACAUUGCGAAACCCCGAUCUAGCAGAGCCAGCAGCAUCGAAGCGUUUGUCGUCUGUGAGGGCUACAGACCCAUCCGAGACUGGACUCCUGAUAUCGGAGAUGCCUUGAAUAUACCUCCACCGGCCAGAAAGGAUGUAGCUGGCUUAGAGAAACAGACAAGACGGGCACGAGAAGAUGGACUCGUUGAACUGCAUUUUGAAGACGAAGAUCUCAAUCCUCAGAGAUGGAUGGCACCCUUUCUCGCUUGCGGCGAUUUAUCGGCGUGGGAUGCAGAUGCUACAUACAAAUUGCCAGAGAGCCAUACCAGUCUUCCACCGGUGCAGCCCCCUACAGCGCCACCUUACAAGGCCGCGAUUGAGCGAAGGAGGGCCGAGGGAGGAGCAUAUGGAAAAACAAAAGAUCGAUCAAAACCAUCACCGUGA